Molecule: messenger RNA, 4190 nt
Organism: Anopheles funestus (African malaria mosquito)
Lineage: Eukaryota; Metazoa; Arthropoda; Insecta; Diptera; Culicidae
Gene: CenB1A
Product: arf-GAP with coiled-coil, ANK repeat and PH domain-containing protein 2
Exons: 5
Coding region: 843-3674 (943 amino acids)
Cellular component (GO): cytoplasm
Molecular function (GO): GTPase activator activity; protein binding
Source: RefSeq, a predicted model, not a curated record
GUUUUGCUUCAGCACCAUCGGUAUUGUGUUGCGUAUGUGUGCUGCACGGUAGAGGGUGUGCCUGCCUUCAAGGGAUGGUGUGCAUCUGCAUACCGUCAGUCUGUUGCAUCGCAUCAAUACCAGCUGUUGUAAGUGUGCAGAUUGCCUUCGGCAGAAAGGGUUCUUGCUUUAAUCCAACACACUUCUUAUGCUGCAAGUAAUACCAAACCCAAUCAAGAGGAAAAGCAAGUAAUAAACAUGUGAAGACCUAGAAACGUGAAACAAUUGUGUCAAUCUGCCAGACAUCACGUUUUAAUAAAAACAAAGCGUAACAAGAAACAAGACACGCACACAAGGGGCAUGCAAAAAAAAAGAACAAUAUUGUUAUCACUUAUCGGCUCAUUUGUGUCCCCUUUUGUUCGCAGAACAACGAUCGCGCAGCGGAUCGGAACGAAACGACCGUGACAGAGCCAUCUCACCUCCACGAGAGAGAGAGAGAAAGAGAGGGUGAAAAAAGGUGGACCCAAGAGCCGGAGGAGAGAAAGUGGAUUGCGAGUCGCGCCGUUGUAGUGGUGUGGUACAACGAACGGGUGCCUCUUUCACCGUACCCUGUUUGAGUCACUAUUUCCGGUUACGGUUUUCGCAAGCGAAAACUUCACUUUCACAUUGCCUGAGUGCCACGCUGUGCUGGGUCGUGCCCGAUCAUAGGACCCCCCCGCCACCCUGCGAUCAAUUACACCGAACAUCCAUCAACCUGCAAACCUGAACGGUCAAACGCAGCAACUACAAGCUGCAGUGCAUCUGAUGCUUUUUGGUGACUUCGGUUUAAGUUGCAAAAGUAAACCCCCGGGGGGUUGCGUACGAUGGCACAGUGUAAGAUCGACUUCGGUGAAUGUUUGAAAGAUUCACCCAAGUUUAGGUUACGGCUGGAGCAGGAAGAGACAGAAAUCGAACAUCUUGAGUCGCGGUUGGAGAAAAUCAUCAAAGCAUGCAGUGCGGCUGUCGACAGCGGCAAGGAGUACAUCCGGCACCAAAGCACAUUCGCCACCUCACUCUGGGAUCUCCAGAAACACUUUCAGGACAGCAAAAACUCGACGAACGCGCUGGCACAGCUGAUACAGCUGCUGCAGGAGAUGAACAUGUUCCAUACGACGCUGCUCGAUCAAGCAAACCGUACGGUGCUGAAGAAUUUAACCGGCUUUCUGAAGCGCGACAUACGGGAGGUGAAGGAAUACCGACAAAUCUUUACCAAAGUGUCGGAGAAUCUGGAUGCGGCCGUGUACAAAAACUCGCAGGUUAGCCGCAACCGGCCGGCCGAUGUGCUCGAGGCGGAAAAUGUGCUAUCCGCGUCAAAAUCGUGCUUCAACCAUACGGCGCUCGACUACGUCAACUACAUUACGCUGCUGCAGAACCGGAAACGGCACGAAAUAUUGGGUACGCUGUUGAGCUAUCUGAAGGCAUGCAGCACGUACUUCCACCAGGGGUCCGAUCUGUGCGAAGACUACGGCACAUUCUUCAAGGGUUUGGAUGACGAGAUUGGUUUGAUGCGUUCCGAGUACGGUGUGCUGGACAAGCAGAUGCAAAACCGGCACACGUGCGUUAACGAUCCACGGCCGGAGCAGCAAGAAGCGUGCGAAGAAUCAACCAGUGCUAGUGAUGGCGGUGCUACCGGUGGAGAUGGUGGUGGAGGCGGUAGUGAUGGUGGUGGUGGACGUUUUCCAAACUACAUGGAAGGCUACCUGUUUAAGCGUACCUCGAACGCGUUCAAAACGUGGAACAGGCGAUGGUUCUGCAUGCGGGACAAUCAACUGUUCUACCGCAAGCGCACCGGGGAAGAGUUGCCCACAGUGAUGGAGGAAGAUCUGCGUCUCUGCACCGUGCGUCCGCUUGCCGAUUCAGACCGGCGCUACUGUUUUGAAGUUAUCUCACCGGCCAAGUCACACAUACUACAGGCAGAUUCGGAAGCGAUGAUGAAUGCGUGGAUAAAAGCCCUGCAGAAGGGUAUCGAUUCAGCCAUCCAGCACAACAGUGCGUAUAGUAGUGAUAUGCGGGGCGUCGCAGGUGGUGGUGGAGCAGGAAAUUCGGGUGCAGGCAGAGGACCGGGCGGCAGUACAUCGGCGGGUGAUGGAAACCGUGCCGGUGAUUCGAGGAUGGACUCAAGCGGGAACAAACAGCGCAGUGGUACGGGCCGUGGUUCCGAGGGUACUCGUAAGGGCUACAAAAAAAUUAACUGGACGCAGAUGCUAAAAAUUCCGGGUAAUUCGCGGUGUGCCGACUGUGGCAAUGCGGAUCCACGCUGGGCAUCGAUCAAUCUCGGCAUCACGCUUUGCAUUGCUUGCUCGGGUGUGCACCGUAGUCUCGGCGUGCAUUACAGCAAGGUGCGGUCGCUAACGUUGGACGUGUGGGAACCGGAGAUACUGCGCGUAAUGAUCGAACUUGGCAACGAUGUGAUUAAUCGGGUGUACGAGGGCAACAAGACCCGGUUGGCGCGGUUCGAUCGUGCAACGGAUAAUUGUGAGAUAGCGGUGCGUGAAGCAUGGAUACGGGCGAAGUACAUCGAUCGGCAGUUUGUGGUGCCGUUGGGUGGUGGUAGCGGUACCGGUCCGGAUGAUAGUAGCACCUCGUCAUCGACGCUCUCGUUCAAGAGCCUCGGUGCGGAUAGCUCCAAGUUUCCGGAAAAGUGGAGCAUCAAGAAGCUGCGCCGGCGUAGCUAUCGGCAGCUGUUGCGGCGCCCAAAUCAAUCGAAGGAACAGCAAUCGGAUGCAGCGGGUUCGCAACCGAUCACCAAUCUCGAUGAUGACGAUGAGGAUGAAGAUCGCGAAGCGGAAGACGUAGACGACGAAGAGCGAAUGGGUAGCCGCUCGAAGGGUUGUCCGGAUGCGGACGAAAAGGAUGUGUUAACGCACGUGCCGAAACAGUUUGCGGAUAUUUUGCUGAUCGGUGAAAAUAUUUUGACGGACGAUCAUAACCUGCCGGAUGAGGAUUUGUUGUUGCUUAACUCGGACCAGGAAUCGACCAGCGGCGAGGAAGAUAAUGCGAUCAUGGAGUGCGAGGAGUUGGAGCGUCUGUCGCCCAACUAUUUGCUGUACAAGGCGGCCAGCGGUCACAAUCUGCCGGUGAUGAGUCAAGCCCUCGCGCUCGGGGCGGAAAAAAGCUGGCCCAAUGUGCACGACGCCGAUCGCACACCGUUGCAUGCCGCCAUCUUGUCUGGUUCGGUGAUGUCGUGCGAAUUUCUGCUGCUGAACGGUGCCGCCAUUAAUGCGAUCGAUCGGUACGGGCGCACACCGUUACAUCUGGCUGCGGAGCAGGGUUCGGCGGCGCAGGCGUACCUGCUGCUGAAGCAUAAGGCACGGUACGAUAUCGCGGACGUUGAUGGGCGACGUCCGAUUGAUAUUGCGGUCGAGAAGGAGGAUGCCGACAUUGUGACGCUGCUACGGUUGACACUGCUGAACGAUGAGAUCGGUUCGGGUGAGGAUGGGGAAAGCUAUGCCGGUGGUGAUUCGACCUACGUAGCGGUUAUGAAUGAGUUUUCCCAUCUGGCUAGCAAUCAACCACAGCGGCUACAGCGUAACCGUCACCAGCAGCAGCAGCAGCAGCAACAGCAACGACAAGCACUCGUGACCACCGACGAUACCAAUCCGAUAGUAACCGAUCUAGAUGCACCCGAUACGGGCAGUGUGAUUAGCGAUCGAUAAAAAGGAAUCUCUCUAUUUUAUUCUCUCCUUUGUCGUUACGAACGCGAAGGAGCAGAAACAUUAAACUGAACGACAUUUACAGUCGAGCGAGUCGCUUUCCAUUGUUUGUAGAAGAGAAGCUUUACACAUUGCAAAAGAAGCAACAAUAGUAAGGAGGAGGAGAAAAAAAUAACAUCCACAAAUUCUACACCAUAGUCGAAAACCAAUUCCAUUUACAAUUUAGUGCAAAAGAAACACCCAUAUAAAGCAUGUUCUAUAGAUUUUGGGUGAAAGAUAAAAUGUAUUCUACUGUUGUAUUCGGUCAAAUAGUUUGAUCGGUAACAAACACGCCCGAUCUGGGUUGUAAGAGAGUGCGCCUUACGCAAAAAAACUGUAGAUUGUUGCCUUAUUUCCGUACCCUUUAACCGUAUGUAUUAGUGAUGGGUAAACUAUAAAUUUUGCGGGAGUCGGAUCGGUCCGGGGGGGUCGAGGACCGCGUCCUGCUAAAUGUAGAAAUUGUCCCGAACAAUUCACAAU